Fopius arisanus is the source of this 1366-nucleotide messenger RNA. It is a transcript of the gene Mdh1, whose product is annotated as malate dehydrogenase 1. Gene Ontology annotation, biological process: tricarboxylic acid cycle; oxaloacetate metabolic process; malate metabolic process. Gene Ontology annotation, molecular function: L-malate dehydrogenase (NAD+) activity. The transcript has 5 exons. The coding region runs from base 142 to 1128 and encodes 328 amino acids. NCBI's taxonomy places the organism in Eukaryota, Metazoa, Arthropoda, Insecta, Hymenoptera, Braconidae. The record is from RefSeq and is a predicted model, not a curated record. Gene Ontology annotation, cellular component: cytosol; mitochondrion.
CAUUUUUAUUAAUUAUUCCAGUCGGCCAUACCCAGCAAUCGUGUAACGUUGACUUGACGAGACAUAUUUCUUUCAGCAAGUACAUCGUCACUUCUGGUAGUCUGAAUUUAAGAUUAUAAGUCUCUAACUGCAGUUUCCAAAAUGGCGGAGCCAAUCAAUGUAGUGGUGACCGGUGCAGCAGGUCAGAUUGCCUAUUCCUUACUGUAUCAAUUGGCAGCUGGAUCUGUCUUCGGACCUGAUCAACCCAUCAAUCUUCGACUUCUCGACAUUCCAGUGAUGAUGGAGGUGCUCCAGGGUGUUGUCAUGGAGCUAGAGGACCUAGCCCUUCCCCUCUUGAAAGAGGUUCUCCCGACUGCUGACCCUGCAGCAGCCUUCAAGGAUGCAGCAGCUGCAUUUUUGGUGGGUGCAAUGCCCAGGAAACAGGGGAUGGAGCGCAAGGAUCUUCUGUCGGCUAACGUGAAGAUCUUCAAGGUCCAGGGAGAAGCCCUUGACAAAUAUGCUCGCAAGGACGUGAAAGUCCUCGUCGUUGGCAAUCCAGCAAACACCAAUGCCCUCAUCUGCUCGCACUACGCUCCAUCCAUCCCCAAGGAGAACUUCACUGCUAUGACGAGACUCGAUCAGAAUCGAGCGCAAGCUGCGCUUGCUGCUCGACUUGGUGUUCAGGUUGAUAAAAUUCUGAACGUCAUCAUCUGGGGCAACCACAGCUCCACGCAGUUUCCGGAUGCCUCACAUGCAACUGUGAAUGGGAAACCUGUGCCAGCAGCUGUCAAUGAUGACACCUGGCUCAAUGAAGUCUUCUUGGAGACGAUCCAGAAGAGGGGGGCUGCUGUCAUAGCAGCCAGGAAAAUGUCAUCAGCUAUGUCAGCUGCCAAAGCAGCUGGUGAUCACAUGAGGGACUGGUGGAUGGGAACCAAGCCUGGACACUGGGUCUCCAUGGGAGUUCUCUCUGAUGGCAGCUAUGGAGUACCCAAGGACAUUGUCUUCUCCUUCCCCGUUACCAUAAAGGAUGGAAAAUUUAAUAUUGUUCAGAAUCUCCCCGUCAGCGACUUUGCAAGAAGCAAAUUGAAUGCAACAGCAAAAGAACUUGAGGAAGAGCGCACUGAAGCCCAUUCAGUCCUCAUGCCAUGACUAACUGGCCCCCAGUCCUCCGCCCUGACACGACCAGACACUAAAUGCAGACUCUAGGUUUUAAUGGAACAAUAUGCACCUGUUAACAUCAUCAACCCCAAUGUUUAGCUGAUAUAUGUGUAUAGAUGACGUCUGCCCCAAACUCUGCACUCGUCGAGUUGUUAUCCUAAUAUUACAGAGAAUAUAUCUACCAAUACAUUAUAAAAUUACAAUAAAUAUAGGAGGAUGGAACAAGGUA